Molecule: messenger RNA, 2700 nt
Organism: Oncorhynchus tshawytscha (Chinook salmon)
Lineage: Eukaryota; Metazoa; Chordata; Actinopteri; Salmoniformes; Salmonidae
Product: extensin-like
Exons: 4
Coding region: 1-2700 (899 amino acids)
Source: RefSeq, a predicted model, not a curated record
AUGGAGGACCCCGGGACCAAGUUUGGGAAACACUGGUACCGCGACCGGCGGGACGCAUUUAAUGUCAUCCGGCUACAAUAUCACCAUCCCCCACCCUCACCCACCCUCAGCCACCCUCACCCACCAUCCCCCAGCCACCCUCACCCACCAUCCCCCACCCUCAGCCACCAUCACCCACCAUCCCCCACCCUCAGCCACCAUCCCCACCUCGCCCACCCUCACCCACCCUCAGCCACCCUCAGCCACCUACCCUCACCCACCCUCACCCACCCACAGCCACCCUCAGCCACCCUCAGCCACCAUCCCCCACCCUCAUCCACCAUCACCCACCAUCUCCACCCUCAGCCACCAUCACCCACCCUCAGCCACCCUCAGCCACCCUCACCCACCUACCCUCACCCACCCUCACCCACCCACAGCCACCCUCAGCCACCCUCAGCCACCAUCCCCCACCCUCAUCCACCAUCACCCACCAUCUCCACCCUCAGCCACCAUCACCCACCCUCAGCCACCCUCAGCCACCUCAGCCACCUCACCCACCAUCCCCCACCCUCAGCCACCAUCACCCACAAUACCCCACCCUCAGCCACCAUCACCCACAAUACUCCACCCUCAGCCACCAUCACCCACCAUCACCCACCAUCCCCCACCCUCAGCCACCCUCACCCACCCUCACCCACCCUCAGCCACCCUCAGCCACACUCACCGACCCUCAGCCCACCCUCACCCACCAUCCCCACCCUGAGCCACCCUGACCCACCCUCACCCCACCCACAGCCACCCUCAGCCACCCUCAGCCACCAUCCCCCACCCUCAUCCACCAUCACCCACCAUCCCCACCCUCAGCCACUACCACCCAUCAUCCCCACCCUCACCACCCUCAGCCACCCUCAGCCACCAUCCCCCACCCUCAUCCACCAUCCCCCACCCACCAUCCCACCCUCAGCCACCAUCACCCACCCUCAGCCACCCUCAGCCACCCUCACCCACCAUCCCCCACCCUCAGCCACCAUCACCCACCCUCAGCCACCAUCCCCCACCACCAGCCCCCUGACCCACCACCCUCACCCACCACAGCCACCAGCCACCCACCAUCACCCCCAUCCCCCACCCUCACCCACCAUCACCCACCCUCAGCCACCCUCAGCCACCAUCAGCCACCAUCCCCCACCCUCAGCCACCAUCCCCCACCCUGAGCCCAACAGCCUCAGCCACCAUCACCCACCAUCCCCCACCCUCAGCCACCUCCCCCACCCACCACCCCCACCCUCAGCCACCAUCCCCCACCCUGAGCCACCAUCCCCCACCCACCACCACCCCCACCCACAGCCACCCUCAGCCACCAUCAGCCACCAUCCCCCCCCCCACCCUCAGCCACCAUCCCCCACCAUCAGCCACCACCCCCACCAUCAGCCACCAUCAUCUUGCACCCUCACCCACCAUCCCCCACCCUCAGCCACCACCCCCACCCUCAGCCACCCAUUCACCCACCAUCAGCCACCAUCCCCCACCCUCAGCCACCCUCCCACCCCACCCACCCACACCACCCCCCACCCUCAGCCACCAUCCCCCACCAUCAGCCACCAUCCCCCACCAUCCCCCACCCACCACCCACCAUCAGCCACCAUCCCCCACCCUCAGCCACCAUCCCCCACCCUCAGCCACCAUCAGCCACCAUCAGCCACCAUCCCCCACCAUCAGCCACCAUCCCCCACCAUCAGCCACAACCCCCACCAUCAGCCACCAUCCCCCACCAUCAGCCACCAUCCCCCACCAUCAGCCACCAUCCCCCACCAUCAGCCACCAUCCCCCACCAUCAGCCACCAUCCCCCUCCCUCAGCCACCAUCCCCCACCCCCCACCAUCAGCCACCAUCAGCCACCAUCCCACCAUCAGCCAUCAUCUUGCACCCUCAGCCACCAUCCCCUCACCCUCAGCCACCACCCCCACCCUCAGCCACCAUCCCCCACCAUCAGCCACCAUCCCCCACCAUCAGCCACCACCCCCCACCAUCAGCAACCACCCCCCACCUCAGCCACCAUCCCCCCACCAUCAGCCACCAUCCCUCCACCAUCAGCCACCACCCCCUCCCUCAGCCACCAUCCCCCACCCUCAGCCACCAUCCCCCCCACCCUCAGCCACCACCCCCCACCAUCAGCCACCAUCCCCCCCACCAUCAGCCACCAUCCCCCACCCCCACCCUCAGCCACCAUCCCCCCACCAUCAGCCACCAUCCCUCCACCAUCAGCCACCAUCCCCCUCCCUCAGCCACCAUCCCCCACCAUCAGCCACCAUCUUGCACCCUCAGCCACCAUCCCCCACCAUCAGCCACCAUCCCCCACCAUCAGCCACCACCCCCACCAUCAGCCACCAUCCCCCUCCCUCAGCCACCAUCCCCCACCCUCAGCCACCAGCCCCCACCCUCAGCCACCAUCCCCCACCAUCAGCCACCAUCCCCCACUAUCAGCCACCAUCCCCCUCCCUCAGCCACCAUCCCCCACCCUCAGCCACCACCCCCACCCUCAGCCACCAUCCCCCACCAUCAGCCACCACCCCCCACCAUCAGCCACCACCCCCACCCUCAGCCACCAUCCCCCACCAUCAGCCACCAUCAGCCCCUCUGCCCACAAAUGAGAGUCGUGAGGACAUGUCAUACAUCCUGUGGCAUGUUGUCCAUUUCCUUUGCAUCCUCUUCAUCUAA